AUGUCUCAACUCCAGGAAUCCCUCGUAAGCAGCAACUCUCAGCUGCAAGAUAGCUCCUUGUUAUCUUCCGAAGUCAAGCCCACUUCCAAGUCCAGCUGGAAAAGAUACCGCAACAGAAGGGGUGCGAAAGCAGCAGCUCAGGCAAGAGCACCAUCGUCUCAGAGUGUAAUUGUGCCUGAAUGGCAUGGAGUUGAGCUGGAGCCCAAGGCUAAGGUGGAGCUGGCCGAGGAGCAGUCCGAGUCUUGUCUGGCGGAAUGGCCAUGGGUCGGGUGUCCUGAGCAUUUGGUGACUCUCGCACCCUAUCUGAAUAAUUACUACCACAAGUGGAGACCUCAUGCCCCGUUCCAGCUACCUCGGGCUCCCCAGACAUCCCUUCUCUUCACAAAGCUCUUGAGCAUCGAAGUUGUGCGUCGCACGCUCUUUGGGGUUAUCUUUCGACACCAUAGUACCGCUUGGAAGUUUGGCGCUUCAUGCCGGCAGGCAAACUAUAUGCUCGGAAACUUCGUUCACCACUGGGACAUGGUUGGUACUGGAUGCUAUGGUUACUUCGGAAAUUGCGAGGCUCCCAGAUUUGGUCCAAAGGCACCAGUUGAUCCAGAGCUUCAGGGCUCUGUAGGCCCUGUUAUUAUCGUCAGCCCGAUCAGACGUCCCCAAGGUCCAGCCUCCUUUUGCCAGCAAGUUGAAAAUCUGCGCACAAUGUGCGUCGCCAUGAACAAUUGGUCCCAUCAUUUCAAGAACAUCCAACUCCACCGCGUUGCAUUUCUCUCAACCCAUCACUUGACCCUCGUGAUCCCGCGCCUGGUGAAUCUCGAAGUGCUAGGAAUCUAUCAAUGUCCGAUGCUCAGCAUAGCUGAAGCCCUGAGGCUACUCGAGAUCAUUCAGAUCGACCGACCGCCUGGAAGAGAGAACCAGGUCUCUCUUGACUUCUACCCAAUGUACCACCAGGGCCCAGUUCUCCCAGCCGAUAACGUUUUGCACCAGGGAGAAUUCGGCGUCACUUGGGACAACUGGGACCAUGACACCAUCAAGGCCGUCUGGGCAUUGUGUACUCGUAUCCUCCCCCAAGCCCGCAAGCAGAAUGUUGACUUCGAGAGCUCGCACACUGCUUUUCGACAAUACAUGGACCGAGGUCCAUGCUGGAAAGUCGAACAAAUCUACGGUGCCCUCUUUGACACCAGCAUGAGCACUGAGCAAUUUGCUGCCUUGAUCGAUUGUCAUAACAUGGACCACGGGGGAGAUGUGACGCGUUUCACCGACAACGUGCUUGUUGGAGACCGACCCGAGGGCUACGAGCCAUACGUGCGAGACUACCACUGUGACGAGUGCAAGCGCGACGUGCUCGGAAUCUUCUUCCGCAGCAGUGAUCUCACUCCCCAUCGCACUCUCCCAGACGAACCCGCCCGCCCCGAAUUGAUCUGCCUGGGCUGCAAGCUCACAGGCUGGCUGCGUCACGAACGCGACCACUACAAGGUCGAAAAGCGCGCCAUCGUCCAGCUGUGGCUGCGCACCGUCACGACCCACCUGGGAACCGAGCCCGCGACCAACGCGGCCAUCACCCGCCUCGACUGGAACGAGUCCGACCUCGACAAGGCGAUGCGCGACUUCGAUACCUUGCGCGUCGACACCAGGGCGCGCGUCCUCGACGAGAAGUACUCCCACGACAUGAACCGGACGAACCCGAGCCGGAACCGGGACCACGAGUUCAACGAGACGCAGCGCCCCAUCGAGUUCGAGGAUAUCCUGGAUUAUCCGUGCUGGCGUCGCUCGCCGCUCGUCUCCAUGAAGGACAUGACGCCGAGUCGGCUGGCUGAGUUUCAUGCUAAGCGCGACCGGGCAUACGGGAAGUGA
This is a messenger RNA of Drepanopeziza brunnea f. sp. 'multigermtubi' MB_m1, 1848 nucleotides long. RefSeq lists its product as uncharacterized. Lineage: Eukaryota; Fungi; Ascomycota; Leotiomycetes; Helotiales; Drepanopezizaceae. The record is from RefSeq and is a predicted model, not a curated record.